Pteronotus mesoamericanus is the source of this 948-nucleotide messenger RNA. Its product is annotated as olfactory receptor 52B2-like. Lineage: Eukaryota; Metazoa; Chordata; Mammalia; Chiroptera; Mormoopidae. Gene Ontology annotation, molecular function: olfactory receptor activity; G protein-coupled receptor activity. The coding region runs from base 1 to 948 and encodes 315 amino acids. Gene Ontology annotation, cellular component: plasma membrane. The record is from RefSeq and is a predicted model, not a curated record. The transcript has a single exon. Gene Ontology annotation, biological process: G protein-coupled receptor signaling pathway.
AUGUUUGGUGCUAACCUCACCACCUUCCACCCCACUGUGUUCAUCCUUCUCGGCAUCCCAGGACUGGAGAACUACCAUGCUUGGCUUUCCAUCCCCUUCUGCCUCAUGUACAUCACUGCGGUCUUGGGAAAUGGAGCCCUCAUCCUUGUUGUCCUCAAUGAUCGCACCCUCCAUGAACCCAUGUAUGUCUUCCUCUCCAUGCUUGCUGGCACUGACAUCUUGCUGUCCACCACCACUGUGCCCAAGGCCCUGGCUAUCUUCUGGUUCCAUGCUGGGGAGAUUGCCUUUGACACCUGCAUUACUCAGAUGUUUUUCAUCCAUGUUGCCUUUGUGGCUGAGUCAGGAAUCCUGCUGGCCAUGGCAUUUGACCGCUAUGUGGCCAUUUGUACUCCCUUGAGAUACACAGCUAUCUUAACUCCCAUGGCAAUCGGAAAAAUGACUCUGGCAAUCUGGGGCCGGAGCAUUGGGACCAUUUUCCCUAUCAUAUUCCUGCUGAAGAGGCUGCCAUACUGUCGGACCAAUAUCAUCCCCCACUCAUACUGUGAGCACAUUGGGGUGGCUCGAUUGGCCUGCGCUGACAUCACUGUCAAUAUCUGGUAUGGUUUCUCAGUGCCAAUGGCAUCAGUUUUGGUAGAUGUUGCACUCAUUGGUAUUUCCUACACUUUGAUCCUCCAAGCUGUGUUUAGACUUCCUUCCCAGGAUGCCCGGCACAAGGCUUUGAAUACUUGUGGUUCCCACAUUGGAGUCAUUCUCCUUUUCUUCAUCCCAUCGUUUUUCACUUUUCUGACCCAUCGCUUUGGCAAGAAUAUCCCCCACCAUGUCCACAUCCUUCUGGCAAAUCUCUAUGUGUUAAUUCCCCCCAUGCUUAAUCCCAUCAUCUAUGGAGCAAAGACAAAGCAAAUCAGGGACAGUAUGGCUCACGUGUUAUCUACUGUGGGAAAGUACUGA